UCAAAGUAGGCGACGCACGUCCGAAACUGGCGCCAACGAAAAUGAUAUCGCGCUUCUAAAUUUGAAUUUUAAUCCGCAACCCUGAAUUUAAUUUAUUACGAACGAUUUUAUAUUACAUUAUUAUUAUAAUAUUAUUUUUAGUUACAUACUAAUAAAUCGUGAAAAAUGUCGUUUUCCCAUAACGUUCAUAGUGUUUUCCUAAUUUCGCUUGUUUUACUCGCAAGUGCACAGAAAUCGUCAAAUAAUCUCCGCGACGUCGAUUUCCAAGAAUUGGCGAGGCAGAACAAAAUCACACAGCAGAUCCUAGAGGCAUUCAUACAGAAGAAGCUUGGCCUCUCGAGCAAUAACUAUAGAGCACCUUCGAUAUUCGACAUCCUUCCGGGAAAGAAGCCGGAAGAACGAGCAAUACGACAAUCAACGAACGAUCGCGUGAGGCAUCCCGAUAACGAAACAUGGGUAGAGAGUGAUGAUUUGAAUGAACAUAAUGAAGAACAACCUGUGAUUGAAGAAGGACCUGAAUAUGUCGAUAUUGAUGCGUUGCAAAGCGUGGAGAGCGAGCAAAUAGACUCAAUAUAUACUGAAGGUAGGAGUAAAAAGUAUUCCAGCCAUUCGCUUGAUGCCGAUUUGGAGCCAAGCUAUCAUUGCUCGAGUUGUAGCGAGGAGGAUCUUGGCGUGACACGAUGGACGAUGCCCCUAUUGAAGAGUGGAGAGAAAAGAUAUUAUCUGGGAAUAUUCUUCAAGGCAAACUGGUUCAAAGCGCAACAAUACUGCAGAUUCCACGGCAUGCAUCUCGCAUCAAUUUCCUCGCAGGAAGAGAACGACAGGCUGGAGAAAUACGUUAGGGAAUCAGGUUACGGCCGAGAGCACUUUUGGACAUCUGGCACUGAUCUGGCCGAAGAGGGCAACUUCUUCUGGAUGGCCAACGGAAGACCUCUCACGUUCGUCAACUGGAACGCAGGUGAACCAAACAACUUCCGCUACGAGAACGGCGAAGAAGAGAACUGCCUUGAACUCUGGAACAGAGACGACAAAGGUCUUAAGUGGAAUGACUCUCCAUGCUCGUUUGAGACCUUUUUCAUUUGUGAAGUUCGAUCUGAUUGAUUUAAAGGUGCUCAACACGAUAUAAUUUAGUUUAAUUUAUUAUUGUUUUAUACAAUGAUAUUAAUUGAAAGUUUCUGUAUUUAAUUUUUAUUUUUCCUUCAUAGGAUCUGUUCAUUAUUCUUUUUGCUAAUACCUACUCAUAUAUAAUGGUCAUAUUUGAGAGCUUUCAUUUACUGGACGAAUUUCAGGAAAUAAUUUUUCCAGCUCAUACCUAACACAAAGAAAACUUUCUAUUUGGUUACGACAAAAUUUUAAAAUGUACAUGAAAAUACGGAUAAAAAUGGUUGAACUGUUGAAAAAGAAUGUAAAAUGUAAAACCGAACGACAGCUUUGAUCCCAACUUCAAUUUACGCCCAUACAAAAUUAUUAAUCAAUACUACAUAGUCUUCCAUGCUUUAUUCUGUUUUAAAUAUAUUCGAAAUACCUUCUGCUCCAAUUUAUUAUAUAUAUUUAUAUCGUGUCUCGCUAUUAUAAUUCAUUUUGUUGUGAUAUAAGAGUAGUGUGCUAGAUUUUAUAUUUGAAAAGAGUUAACGGUCAGUACGCUUCAACAAUUUGUUUAGAAACAAAUUCUUCUGGUUUAGCCAGUUAUUUAUUUGAAAAAGCACUGCUAAUACUUGCUUGUUAAAAUUCAGUAUAAUAUUUUGGAGAAUUAUUUCUUAAAUCUCAUCUCCAUAUCUGUCUUACCCGUAAACUAUGAUAGUUCUAGUAGAAAAUUUAUUGGAUUUAUAGAUAAGAAAAGAUAACAGUAAAUCACACACAUAGACAAAAUCUAAAAACAUAUAAUUCUCUUUAGUAUUCAGACAGAAUAUUAUUUUAGAAUAUUCUCAAAAGUAUUCGGGGAAUGUACGCUAUUUUAUUAUGGCAAUAGUUUUAACUUUAUGCCAGUUUCCAGUAAUUAUGUACACUUUCUUUUGUUUUUAUAUUUAAAGUUAAACAAUUUUCUGCACAAAACAUAAGUGUUAUUGUUAAUACAAAAAGUAUUCAUUACAUUACAAAGCUUUCUUAUUAUCUAUUGUCGAGUUAGUUUCAGCUAUUUUCAGUACAUAUAAAAAUUGUAUUAGCAGUACUAUAUGUGUAUCUAUUAUUAAAAUGUGGAAUUCAAAAAAAUAGUUAAGUUGUAACGAUCACUGCCAUGAUCCAGUUACCAGAGCAUCGGAGCUCGACGGACGGACGUCCAUAGUCAAACUAGUGUUAGUACAUGUUACCUUAUGUAAAAAUAGGUAUAAGUUUAAUAAAAAUCGAAUUUUUA
Molecule: messenger RNA, 2350 nt
Organism: Pieris brassicae (large cabbage white)
Lineage: Eukaryota; Metazoa; Arthropoda; Insecta; Lepidoptera; Pieridae
Product: C-type lectin domain family 4 member F-like
Exons: 6
Coding region: 166-1101 (311 amino acids)
Biological process (GO): biological process involved in interspecies interaction between organisms
Cellular component (GO): external side of plasma membrane
Molecular function (GO): carbohydrate binding
Source: RefSeq, a predicted model, not a curated record